Messenger RNA from Microthlaspi erraticum, 990 nucleotides. Lineage: Eukaryota; Viridiplantae; Streptophyta; Magnoliopsida; Brassicales; Brassicaceae. The record is from the annotation of a GenBank genome assembly.
AUGUUCUUCUUCGGUUGCAGAAACCAAGGCACAGACUUUCUAUACCGCGACUUUUGGGAGUCCCACGCAAGAGAAGGAGGAAUGCCCUGUGAAGAAAAAGGUGGUGGCUUUUACACAGCGUUCUCUAGAGACCAACCAAAGAAGGUUUACGUACAACACAAGAUCCGCCAGAUGAGCAAGGAAGUUUGGGAUUUGCUCUGUGAUGGAGCAGCCGUUUACUGGCUUCUUGGAGGAGAUUGUGUCGGAGGAGACUGGAGGAUCAAAGGAGGAUGCUUCACGGUGGCUCAAAGGCUUUGGAGAAGGCUGGGAGGUGCUCAUAUUUCUACAACCUUGAGUGAGGAGUGCACUCAUGUCCUUAUAGAUUCACGUAUGCAAGUGAAUGAAGCUCUUGUUAAUGCGAUUUUAGCCAAAAAAUCAAUCAUUCUGACGAAUUGGGUUAAGCUUCUCGCAGAGAAAAGUAUCCGCAGCGAAUUUCCUGGAAACAGUCAGUACAGACCAUCAGUGAUGGUGGAAGAAGCUUUGGUGGAUGUAAUGGAGCCAAACGUUCGCGAAGCAUGUCUAGAAGGAUUUACCUUUGUGUUGGAACCAACAGACACGUACAGAUUUGGAAGUAGCUUCUCAUCAUUACUGAAAGUAUGUGGCGCAGAGACUGUUGACACAGCAGACAUUAGCUCCAUGAGUCAGGAUUCUCAGGAUGGAGAAACUAACCGCAUGAUAUGUGUCAUCCCAAAAAGUUCAGGAGACAAGUUUGGCCAUUUGAAGCAUCUCAGUCUGUUAUCUAGAGUGAAGGAAAUGGAUUUAUUAUGCGCUAUCUUGUCCGGGAAUCUACCUUCGACUUCGUUGAUACCACCUUCUGUUGUCAUUUCAUCAUCGUGCUCUACGGACGAGACAGUGGUAGCAGAUUCUGAUGCGGAAGAGGAAGAAACAACGUCGUCAGUUCAUAUGAUCGAUGCCACUGAAAAGACAGAAACACUAGCCCAAGACCGAUAG